This is a messenger RNA of Drosophila rhopaloa, 2134 nucleotides long. RefSeq names its product bifunctional purine biosynthesis protein ATIC. The transcript is spliced from 6 exons. Gene Ontology annotation, cellular component: cytosol. The record is from RefSeq and is a predicted model, not a curated record. Gene Ontology annotation, molecular function: phosphoribosylaminoimidazolecarboxamide formyltransferase activity; IMP cyclohydrolase activity. Lineage: Eukaryota; Metazoa; Arthropoda; Insecta; Diptera; Drosophilidae. Gene Ontology annotation, biological process: 'de novo' IMP biosynthetic process. The coding region runs from base 70 to 1842 and encodes 590 amino acids.
UCUUAUUUUUAUUUCGCGAUUUUUGCCCAGCGGUUCAGACGCAGCCAGCCGAAAUAUCAGACAUCAACCAUGAGCUCCAACAAGAUUGCUCUCCUCAGUGUGUCGGACAAGACGGGACUGCUCGAACUGGGCAAGAGUCUGGUGGCCUUGGGCUUUGACCUAGUGGCCAGUGGAGGCACUGCAACAGCCCUGCGAGGAUCCGGCCUGAAGGUGAAGGACGUCUCUGAGAUUACCGGGGCCCCGGAAAUGCUGGGUGGACGUGUGAAGACGCUGCAUCCGGCCGUUCACGCUGGAAUACUGUCCCGCACCAGCGACUCUGAUCUGGCUGACAUGCGCAAACAGGGCUACGAUCUCGUCCAGCUGGUGGUCUGCAAUCUAUAUCCCUUCGCUAGCACCAUAGCCAAACCGGAUGUGACGCUCGCCGAUGCUGUGGAGAACAUCGAUAUUGGUGGCGUGACCCUGCUUCGGGCGGCGGCCAAGAACCACCAACGAGUCACGGUCGUCUGCGAGGCGGUGGACUACGACCGAGUGCUGGCCGAGCUAAAGGCUUCGGGUGACACCACUCUGGAUACGAGACAAGCCCUGGCCCUCAAGGCAUUCACCCACACAGCCAGUUACGACGAUGCCAUCUCGGACUAUUUCCGGAGGCAGUACGGAUCCGGGGUGUCCCAGUUACCCCUGCGCUAUGGAAUGAAUCCCCACCAGAAGCCGGCACAGCUGUACACGCAGCUGGCCAAGCUGCCACUUACCGUGCUUAAUGCUUCUCCAGGAUUUAUCAAUCUGUGCGAUGCUCUUAAUGGCUGGCAGUUGGUGCGGGAACUUAAGCAAGCGUUGCAAUUACCGGCAGCCACCAGCUUUAAGCACGUGUCCCCUGCAGGAGCGGCUGUAGGAGUUCCUCUGAAUCCCGCCCAGGCCAAGCUCUGCAUGGUGGACGACUUGUACGAGCAACUGACGCCUCUGGCUACGGCCUAUGCCCGUGCCCGUGGAGCCGACCGCAUGAGCUCCUUCGGCGACUUUGUGGCCCUGUCCGAUGUGUGCGACGUUGUCACCGCCAGGAUCAUCUCCCGCGAGGUGUCCGAUGGCAUCAUUGCCGCAGGCUACACGCCAGAAGCUUUGGAGAUCUUGAAGAAAAAGAAGAACGGCGGAUACUGCAUCUUGCAGAUGGACCCCAACUAUGAGCCCACUCCGGUGGAGCGCAAGACAAUUUUUGGCCUGACGCUGGAGCAGAAGCGCAACGAUGCCGUUAUUGGCGCCUCGCUCUUUGCCAAUGUGGUAACCAAGCGUGGUCCUCUGCCGGAGGCGGCUGUGCGGGAUCUGAUUGUGGCCACUAUAGCCCUCAAGUACACUCAGAGCAACUCCGUAUGUUAUGCCCGUGAUGGCCAAGUUGUGGGCAUCGGAGCCGGCCAGCAGUCGAGAAUUCACUGCACCCGCCUCGCGGGCGAGAAGGCAGACAACUGGUGGCUCCGUCAGCAUCCCAGCGUGGCCGGCAUGAAGUUCAAGGCGGGCGUAAAGCGGGCUGAGAUCUCGAAUGCGAUUGAUAAUUACGUAAAUGGAACCGUUGGCAAGGAUAUGCCUCUAUCGCAAUUCGAGGGAAUGUUUGAUAAGGCUCCGGCUCAACUGACCACCGAGCAGAAGGUGGAGUGGCUGAAAGAGCUAAGUGGAGUGGCCCUGGGAUCCGAUGCCUUCUUCCCCUUCCGCGACAAUAUCGAUCGCGCUAGCCUGAGUGGUGUCUCCUAUAUUGCCAGUCCUGCUGGCUCCACCAACGAUGCUGGAGUCGUCGCCGCCUGCGAUGAGCAUGGCAUCAUCAUGGCCCACACUAACCUACGUUUGUUCCACCAUUAAAUACUAAUCACUUUUAUUAAGCUUUUGGAUUCCAUAAAAUUCAAAUUUAAAUCUGCUCAGAAGUCGAAUAUAUAUUUCAAAUAUUAUAUGAGCCAAUCAAUGGUCUUUUAGACAUUUAAAAAAGACUAUCAAACGCAAAAUUUACUUUUUAUACAAACUAUUUUUGAUAACCUAUUUAGUGCCUUAAGAAAUUUUAUAGAUAUACAAAACUUUGUUAAACAAACCCCAAGAAACUGCCCUUUAUUCAUUCCAAGCACAAUAAAAAUGACUUGCCUUUAGUUAGUUAAACGAA